AUGUCGUCGCAAAAGGAGUCUUCCGAGUACGAGAUCCAGUACAGAUCGACGAUUCAGCCGAGGACCGCCGUCCGAUCGCAAUCGCGCCAGUCUGGAAAUUAUGUGUCCGGAGGAGGUGGCGCCGCUUCUGGAGGUCAGUUUUUUUGAGAUUUAAACUACUGGGAGAGUUAUCACUUGUUAUCACUGUUGGACCUAGAAUACAUAGCCUUUCUGAAACAGAAAUAUAUAAUUUCGAAAGCUAUUUAGGUCCAGUAGACCCUUUGAACUUAUUAUAAAGUUCGGACUGUUCACAAAAGUGACUGUUAGAAGUCUCCACUCAAAUGGACCACUGACACUUCUGUAACUACUGUAAUAGAAGAGCUUCCCAAUGCCUUUCAUUCAAGACGAUGCAUCUCAGUUGUGGGUGAAGAUAUCAAAAAGGUGUCAACUGACAAAUUGAUCAGAAAGACAUUGCGCACAUUUUAUUAGUUGACAACUUGUUGAUAUCUCUACCGACAGCCGAGUUACAUCGUCCGUAAUUUCAAGUUCUCCAAAGAACACGGAAAUCUUUCCCUGUUUUAAUGGCUGGUCUUAGAAUGAGCUUGUUGCUUCGGAAAUACGUUUUGAAUUGAUCACAGUUUCAACUAUUCUCUUCGUCGAACUGUCAGACCUCGAAACUUUGGUCCAGUUCUCUGAAGCUGACCCUAAUUCGAGGUGACACCCCCAUUAACUGAACUAUCGUUCCCUUCUCUCUCUCUCUCUCUCUCUCUCUCUCUCUCUCUCUCUCUUUUCUCUCUCUUUACAAACAAAUUUAUAAUAAUUAUGUGUGUUUGGAUCGAAUUAGCGAACGCACGGGCGCCCAUUCCUCCUUUUAUCCCUGCCCGUGAACACUUUCCAAUGGGAUCAACAACAAAAAAAAAGAGAGAGAGAGAGAAGGAACUGAAGUAAAUAUUGGUUUUUGUACUAAACUCUCUCUCUCUCUCUCUCUCUUUUUCUCUCCAGGCGAAUGUGCUCGUUAUCAGUGCGAAAAUGAAGAGAUCGAACGCUUUUGGCGCAAAAAAAAACCCGGGGCGAAAAGUAUAGAUACUUGAGGAAGAAGUGUGACGUGGCAAACAAAGGGACAAAGUUUAGAGAUCGACGAGAGGGAAUUUCUGUCUUGUGACGUGGCAAACGUCAAAAAAUCAUAAGCCAGCAACAAGAUUACGAUGAAAAUGAAUUGAAUUGAGCCCAGUUUUGCACUUUGCAAAAAUUUACCGUUUCUAAAGGUUUUCAUGUGGAAUCGAAGCUAACCUUUCAUGUUUUAAUGACGACUUUUAUUGAAAAUAACUUAUUGAAGCUAGAAGUCACUAUUUCUCGGCUCUCAGUGAACCGAUCGGGACCAAACUUGGAAGAUGGACCAUAUAGGGUGUAGAGAAGACACUUUUAAAGUAUGGUACGGAUCGGCUCAGUUUGAGGGGUACUUUAUUGUACUAGAAAAUAUUUUGAGCGACGCCAAGCGCCCUAUGAUAUGUUAGCCCUGUGAGCUGCUGACUGCUUUGUGCCGUAUAGCGCAGUGGUAGACUUUUUGCGUUUCAAGCGGCGGUCGCGUUGGGUUCGAUUCCCCGUGGGCUGAAAUUUCUUUUGCUUUUUCAAAUCUACAGAAUAAUGAUGUUGAGGAACGAUUUCUGGUUUCCCAUAACGUUUUUUUGGUCAAAAUUGUCGAUCCCGAAAUGCCCAUUUACCCAUCGAAAAUCGCAUAAAUCUCGUCGAGAUGUCCUCCAAACCAUUCCGACCCUCUUUUGCAUAAUCUCCACCGCCCUUUUUUUCGCCAUUUUGUCCGGAAAUGAUACCAUUCGAUGGAUCACACGCAAAUAAGCCGUUUGGCAACAUUUCGAGCCAUAAAAUGAUUGUGUAAACAGGACGAAAACUGUGGAUUGGGUCAAUAGAAACGAUAGAAUUUCAGACGAGUAUGGAAUCGAAUUCAAACUUAUAAAAGAGACAUUGAGCCGUCCGUGAUGUUUCGGGUCGAUUGUGUCAACAUGGCACACAAAAGUUUCUGUGUCCCCCCCUGUUUCUUGAGCACUUUCGGAGCACUUGAGAAAGUUGUGCCGGCGAGAGAAACACAGAGACGCAUUCAUUUAAUCCGUUUUUUUCUAAUCGAAAUUCACUUUUUUAGCCCUUCAAACGACUGCGACCCAUUAGGAAAGUAGUUGCGAAACGAUAGAAUGAGAGGGGGCCGGCCACACCCUGUUUUGAGAAAUGAAGGGGGGGAAACAGCCCCCGAUUAGUCAUCUGAUUGAUGUUCAACACUUUCAAAUUUGAAAUGGGCGGAAAUGAAGUUUUGUGAUGAGAAAUGAUGACGUGGCAAUCGUAGAAGUCUCAAGUUAUCUAACAAGUGAAUAAAAUCGAAUUAGGUUCCAAGUAUUUGAAAAGUUGAUGAAACAACGAUGAACUUUUAGUGUUUCAACUAGUUUACUUUUCAGUUUUUGGGUUCUCCGUUUCUGUUACGCGUUGUUUACAUACUUUUGUGGUUUAUUAAAGUUUCAAAACGUUUUUCCAAGAAAAACUAGAAAUUUCACCUUUUCCAUGAAAAAACGGAGACUUUAAGUGGGUAUUUUGCUCUAAACAUAAGGGAAUAUAAAUCUUGAUUCCUUAGACUUUAACUUUUCAGUUGACACUUUAUUCAUGGGACCACUCCCACAAGUACUGUAGCUCCCGGAAGUUGGGCGCCACUCUUUUUUGAACAGUGCUAACUUCUAGGCACCACAGUAGUCUUGGAGUGGUGCGACGAAAAAAGUGUAAACUACAAAAAUGUAGUACUAGGUCUAGAGAUUUCACUCAACAUACGACUUCUCGGUCCCUCAAAGUUGGUCCCCCAAAGUUGGCUCUACGAAACCAACUAAAAAGCCAUUCCAAAACGUUGAAAUCUUUCGUUUAAUUGAAAAGAUAAGAAGAAAUGAUGAGAUUGGAGGAGAUGAUUAUCAUCCAGAGAGUCCCCGCCCGUCCAACCUUGACAUCUUCUUCUUCUUCUUCUUCUUCUUCUUCUUCUUCGUCUUCUCUCGCAGCCUCCCAAUCGUAUUGUCCGUCCCGUUUAUCAGAAUAUCAUCAUGAGAUGAUCGGAAAUGAAAUCGGACACACCUUCUCUCUCUCUCUCUCUCUCUUUCUCCUUUUUUCUGUGUUUUCGGGUGGAGAGGACCGCCCGUCCUACCGAUCAAACCGUUGUUUUGCAUAUAUACGUUUACACCCUUCUUUUUUCUUUUUCUCGACACUUGUAAAUCGAUAAUACUUCAAGAGUUAACAAAUGGACGCUGACACACCACAACAGCCCUUGUCUGGAGGUAAACUACUAGUUAUAUUGUUACCCUAGUUUUGACCUACAGUAAUAUUUGAUCUAUAAGCUUCCUAUUUGUCCUCAUUUCUAGUCGUUAGAGAGUCAGGAAGGAGUGCAUUUUUUUUGUGUAUCAGCGGCAGGUACUAUUAUCGAUUUCUACACGAAUUUCGUCUCAUAAAUCCCUAACAAUUACAAAACAACUAGUGGCCGUUUCAAAAAGUUUUGAAAUUGGGAAGAGGCCCCCCCUACAAUUCGCAUUCAAUCAUCUUCUCACCAAACCAAUAAAUGAUUGCAGGACGUGUCCUCAAGAUGGUCACCGAAAUGGGAUCGGCGACGGUCGGAGGCAUCUCGCCGGCGCUCUCCGCCAACGCGGCCAAGUCCUUUUUGGAGGCGACGGAUAAGGAGAAGAAGACGCUGCAGGGCCUCAACGACCGUCUCGGAAACUACAUUGAUCGCGUCAAGAAGCUCGAGGAGCAGAACAGAAAACUCGUCGCCGAUCUCGAUGAGCUCCGCGGAAAGUGGGGAAAGGACACCUCCGAGAUUAAGGUUCGUGUUGAGAAGCGCUGGUCCGAAGAUUGUAUGCUUCAAGUGAAAUGGAUAUGUAUAACGUUUUGGAAACAACCAAUGAAAUUUGCAGAUCAAGUACUCGGAAUCCCUGUCGACCGCCCGUAAGGACAUCGACGACGCGGCGCGCAGAAAGGCCGAGAUCGAUGUGAAAGUGGCGCGUCUGCGUGACGAUCUCGCCGAGUACAGAUCCAGAUACGAAGACAUCCAGCACCGCCGCGAAGGGGACCGCGAGAAGAUCAGCCAGUGGACGAACGCGAUCGCCGAUGCGCAGUCCGAGCUCGAGAUGCUCCGCGCGCGCUACAAGCAGCUGAGCGACGAGGAGAAGCGUCUGAACGGAGACAACGCGCGCAUCUGGGAGGAGCUGCAGAAGGCGCGUAGCGAUUUGGACGACGAGACCGUCGGCCGAAUCGACUUCCAGAACCAGGUGCAGACGCUGAUGGAGGAGCUCGAGUUCCUGAGAAGAGUGCACGAGCAGGAGGUGAAGGAACUCAACGCGCUGCUGGCUCAGGCGCCCGCCGACACGCGAGAGUUCUUCAAGAACGAGCUGGCCCUCGCGAUCCGUGACAUCAAGGACGAGUACGACUAUAUUGCAAAGCAAGGAAAGCAGGACAUGGAGUCGUGGUACAAGCUCAAGGUUUCCGAAGUGCAAGGAUCCGCCAAUCGUGCCGCCAUGGAGUCGAACUUCCAAAGAGACGAGGUGAAGAGGAUGAGGGACAACAUCGGAGACUUGCGCGGAAAGCUCGGCGACCUCGAGAGCAAAAACUCGCUGCUGGAGAAGGAGGUGCAGAACCUGAACUAUCAGCUGGCCGACGAUCAGAGACAGUACGAGGCGGCGCUGAACGACAGAGACGCGACGCUGAGAAGAAUGCGCGAGGAGUGCCAGACGCUCGUCGCCGAACUGCAAGCGCUUCUCGACACAAAGCAGAUGCUCGACGCCGAGAUCGCCAUCUACAGAAAGAUGCUCGAGGGCGAGGAGACGCGCGUCGGACUCACUCAGAUGGUCGAGCAGGCGGUCAAGACGCACUCGCUGCAGCAGCAGGAGAACACCGAUUCGACGCGUUCGGUGCGCGGCGAGGUCUCGACGAAGACGACGUUCCAGCGGUCCGCCAAGGGAAACGUGACCAUCGCCGAGACGGAUCCCAACGGAAAGUUUAUCGUUUUGGAGAACACGCACAGAAACAAGGUAGGAGCGGUGUGGAAAAGGAAACGAAUGCAAUGAUUUCAGGAUGAGAAUGUUGGCGAGCACAAAUUAGAAGAAAGUUGGACGGAAGACGCGAGAUCGUCUACACCAUCCCGGCCAAUGUGACCCUCAAGGCCGGAAAGACCAUCAAGGUAAGGGGGAUUCUAGUCAAAACAAGGAUUAGUGCUAGAACAAGCGGCGACGCAUGUGUUGUGAUGAAACUGAAGACUGAUGUGGAAAAGAGUCACAAUUUAACUAGUCUAGUAUUCAAAUAAACCUGGAAUGGUCAAGUAAAGUGCUAAAAAUGAAAACAGUCGAAAAUGUUUGCAGAUCUACGCCCGCGACCAGGGAGGCAUCAACAACCCGCCCGAGUCGUUGGUCUUCGACGGCGAGAACACAUGGGGCAUCGGCGCGAACGUUGUGACGAGUCUGGUGAACAAGGACGGCGAGGAGCGUGCCACGCACACCCAGAAGACCAUCCAAUCCGGACAAUAA
Molecule: messenger RNA, 5531 nt
Organism: Caenorhabditis sp. 36 PRJEB53466
Lineage: Eukaryota; Metazoa; Nematoda; Chromadorea; Rhabditida; Rhabditidae
Source: the annotation of a GenBank genome assembly